Cladophialophora carrionii CBS 160.54 is the source of this 1791-nucleotide messenger RNA. RefSeq lists its product as uncharacterized. The record is from RefSeq and is a predicted model, not a curated record. Lineage: Eukaryota; Fungi; Ascomycota; Eurotiomycetes; Chaetothyriales; Herpotrichiellaceae. The coding region runs from base 1 to 1791 and encodes 596 amino acids. Gene Ontology annotation, molecular function: alpha-(1->6)-fucosyltransferase activity. Gene Ontology annotation, biological process: protein N-linked glycosylation. The transcript is spliced from 2 exons.
AUGCUCCUCUCUAGCCGCUCCAAUCCACCCAAGCCGUUGAAAUUUGGCACCAACAAGUCGGACCGCUAUCUGUCUAUCAAACACCUGUUACCUUCGACACCGAUACCGUCACCCUCGCUGCCGUCAAUCCUUCCACGCCAUGGCAAGAAACCGCCCAAGCUCAACUCACGCAGAAUCGUCCGCAGUAUCCUGUGGCUCUCGUUCUUGAUCGCCGUCUACUAUCUCGUCUCGUUUGGCAAGCGUACAUCGCAUCAACUCGCGGAGCUGACGUUCCUCGCGUCGUCCGGCAAGACAUACGAGAUCAUCGAGGCCUCGGAGCUGCCCGACUAUCCCACGCCACUGGCCGUGACGGAUGCCAAAGGGAAGCACUACUGGACGAUCUCCAUACCGCAGAAUCUGCGCUUCCCGCUCUCUCCCACCGAGUAUGCGGAUAUCUGUUCCCAGGCCCUAGAAGUCGGGAGGCACGUCGCGGCCAAGCCCUCCAAACCCGAACACACUGCCAGUUACUAUCACGAGGAUGCGAGUUUUAUCGACGUGGCCGAAGCCCAGGCUUUGAAUUUCCUACCCCCCGAACCGUCCUCGGCAUCCCACAGCUCCGGAGAUGGCUCCCUCCCUGUAUGCGAGCGAUCGUUGACCUACAUCCUCGAUGCUGCGAACGCGGGCUUCGGCUCCGCCCUCCUGGGUAUCUGGCUCUCGUACAGCCUCGCGCGGCACGAAGGCCGCGCCUUCUUCAUCGACGACACGCACUUUCCCUACGGGAACUAUUCCACGUUCUUCACCAGCAUGCCGCAACCUGACCCUCCAUGCCGCCUACCGCCGCCCUCGCACCGCGUGCCCUGCCCCCGUCAGGCCAGCCAUCUGGUCGUCUCUGCCGCGACGACGCCGUGGAUAUUCGGCCCGGCCUUCCACGCGCACUUUUCGCGACGCCAAAUCUUCGACUUCGCCCGUGAGGGCUACGAAGCCCUCUUCCACCUGCGGCCCGAGGAUGGCGCCUACGCGCUGAAUCGGGCCAGUAAGCUCCGCGCGGCUACCGACAAUGGCAAUGCUGGCCCCAACAGCGACGGGGCCAGGGGCGACUCUGACAGCGACGCGGUCGAGAACGGCCUCGUGGGGAUCCACAUCCGGCGCGGCGACCGCCAUCCCUUCAGCCUCGCGUACGCCCAGAACUACAUCCCCCCGGAGCAGUACAUGAGCACAGCGCACCGGCUGGUGGGUCAGUCGCCGCACUGGCGGUUCCUGGUGGCGAGCGACGACGCCGACAUGUACGAGCACGUGGACCUGCAGGGAGCGCAGCGCGCGCAGGAGAAGAUCUCGCUCGCGAGCAAGAAGUCGUUGGAGCGCAUGGGCCACGGGGGCGGUGACGGCGGGCGCCGCGGCGCCCUCGGCUGGGAGGGCGGCUUCUUCAAGGACGUCUUCUGGGGGCUGGGCCUGCCGGAGGAGUUGAAGUGGGGGCCCAAAAAAGUGGGGAGUCCGAUGCCCAUGAAGGAGAAGCAUCGGUUCGGGGAGAAGGGCGCGGACGGGCGCGAGAAGAGGGAUCGGGAGGUGGAGAGGGCACUGGACAGGGAUUACCGUACUGAUCCUACGAAAGAGGCGCUCCAGUUGAGAGAGCUGCUGGGGAGGGCCUACUUGCUGGAUCUGGCCAUGUUGGCGCAGAGCGACAAGGUCGUGUGUGGCGUGUCGGCCACCGCGUGUCGCAUCCUGGCCGUCAUGCUGGGGUGGGAACGCGCGUUUGAGAAGAAAGACUGGAACAAUGUGGAUGGCGGGUACGAAUGGAGAAUCAUGGACUAUUAA